This is a messenger RNA of Vanessa tameamea, 1653 nucleotides long. RefSeq names its product splicing factor 3A subunit 3 (gene noi). Bases 56 to 1564 code for a protein of 502 amino acids. The transcript is spliced from 11 exons. Gene Ontology annotation, biological process: mRNA splicing, via spliceosome. The record is from RefSeq and is a predicted model, not a curated record. Gene Ontology annotation, molecular function: zinc ion binding; RNA binding. Gene Ontology annotation, cellular component: nucleus; spliceosomal complex. NCBI's taxonomy places the organism in Eukaryota, Metazoa, Arthropoda, Insecta, Lepidoptera, Nymphalidae.
AUUACUAUUGACGGCCUAUUGAUAAAUUUAAAAUUCAUUCGAGAGUAUUUUGAAUAUGGAAACUAUACUGGAACAGCAAAGGAGUUACCAUGAAGAGAGAGAACGUACCAUGGACGCAAUGGUGAAGGAGAUUUUGCAUAAAAAGACGGGACACCGUGAAACGAUUAACGCUGAUCAUCGUCUAAAAAAUCUACAUGAAAGGUAUAUAGAAUCGACUAUAAGACUUAAGGAGCUGUAUGAAGAUAAAGAUGGAUUGCGAAAAGAGGAAAUUGCGGCUUUAUCCGGCCCUAACGAGUUUCAGGAGUUUUAUGCGAGACUUAAACAAAUUAAAGAAUUUCACAGAAAACAUCCUAAUGAAAUAUGUGUGCCAAUGUCAGUUGAGUUUGAAGAACUAGCUAAAAUAAGAGAGAAUCCUGCAGAGGACUAUACAACCCCUGUUGAAUUUACAGAUGAAGAGGGCUAUGGAAAAUAUUUAGAUCUUCAUGAAUGUUAUGAAAAAUAUAUAAAUUUAAAGGGUAUUGAGAAAGUGGACUAUAUUACUUAUUUAAGUAUAUUUGACCACUUGUUUGAUAUACCAAGAGAACGUAAAAACAGUGAAUACAGGAACUACAUAAGAGCUCUACUUACAUAUUUGAAGGAUUUUGUUAGUAGAAUUAAACCAUUGCUAGACCAAGCUCAGGAGAUGGCGAUUGCACAUCAAGAGUUUAUCAAACAAUGGGAAGCUGGGAGUUUUCCAGGAUGGCCUAAAGAGACUGGCGGAGCCCUAACAAAUGUUGGUGCUCAUUUAGAUUUAUCUGCCUUCUUCUCCUGGGAAGAAUUAGCUUCACUUGGUUUGGACAGAUUGAAGUCUGCUCUAAUGGCUCUUGGAUUGAAGUGUGGUGGAACUUUGGAAGAAAGAGCACAAAGAUUAUUCAGCACAAAAGGUCAAACGGCUUUAGACAAAUCUCUCGUGGCGAAGAAAGGGGCUAACAAGGCCAAGGCUUCGACUCUACAACGUCACAAAGAUAUUGCAGCUAUAGAGGGACAAGUUUAUAGAUUUGCUAACAUAGUGAGCGGUACUCGCGCUGCUACUAUUGAGAAUGUGACUCGGAGAGCAGCUCGUGCUGCGGGGGAGAGGCGUGACGAAAGUGAUGAAGAAAGUGACGCAUCUGUCGCCGCUGAUGCUGAUUCUGAUGAUGACGAAGUUCCAUACAAUCCGAAGAAUUUACCACUGGGCUGGGAUGGAAAACCUAUCCCAUACUGGUUAUACAAAUUGCACGGCUUGAACAUCAGUUACUCAUGCGAGAUUUGCGGUAACUACACAUAUAAAGGCCCUAAAGCGUUCCAACGUCAUUUUGCCGAAUGGCGUCAUGCGCACGGCAUGCGCUGUCUCGGGAUACCGAAUACAGCACAUUUUGCUAAUGUCACACAGAUUGAAGAUGCAUUAGCUUUAUGGGAAAAAAUAAAAAAUCAGAAAGAAAAUGAAAGAUUUGUAGCAGAAAAUGACGAAGAAUUUGAAGAUUCACAAGGAAAUGUUGUCAAUCGCAAAACUUUCGAGGAUCUUAAACGUCAAGGACUUCUUUAAAAUUGAAUUAUAUAUUAAUAUUUAGACUAUACCUUCUAAUUAAUAAUUAUACACUUCAUAAGGUUAUCAAAUAUUAUGCGUAAUAAAAA